Messenger RNA from Salvia miltiorrhiza (redroot sage), 1745 nucleotides. Its product is annotated as peptidyl-prolyl cis-trans isomerase CYP37, chloroplastic. The record is from RefSeq and is a predicted model, not a curated record. The transcript is spliced from 12 exons. Gene Ontology annotation, biological process: protein peptidyl-prolyl isomerization. The coding region runs from base 110 to 1471 and encodes 453 amino acids. Lineage: Eukaryota; Viridiplantae; Streptophyta; Magnoliopsida; Lamiales; Lamiaceae. Gene Ontology annotation, molecular function: peptidyl-prolyl cis-trans isomerase activity.
GAGCCUGGCGGUGUAGUAUAAAGAUGAUGAGAGAGAGAGAGUAGAUUAGGCUUUGGAUGAGGCGCGCCAAAACAACAUCAUCAUCAACAACAACUACCAACUCCCGUUCAUGGCCGUUCCUUUAUCACCUUCACUCUUCUCUCUUAACAACCUCUCACCCCUUCCACUUCCUCAAGUUUAUACUCCUUUUGGCUCUACCCGUUUCAAUCGACCGCGUAUCUCCAGCAAAUUCAAUCGCAUUUUGGCGAUUAAGGAUUAUGGCCCCACGGAGCUAAGGAAUGGGUGCAAUUACUGCCCCGACCUGAAGACAUGGAUGGAAAUAGGAAGGAAGCCGUUUGAGAAAGUUUUUGCUGUCAGCAUCCUCUUUCUCCAACUGACAUCACCAGUACCUUUGACAGAACACGAUUAUUGGCUCAUUCCUCCAGCUGAAGCAGUACUUUAUUCCCCAGAGACAAAAAUUCCUCGGACUGGAGAACUGGCUUUAAGAAGAGCUAUCCCUGCUAACAAAGAUAUGAAAGCCAUACAGGAUUCUCUGGAGGAUAUAUCAUACCUGCUAAGGAUUCCACAAAGGAAGCCAUUUGGAACUAUGGAGGGUAAUGUUAAGAAAGCUCUAAAGAUUGCUUUGGAUGAAAAAGAAUCCAUUUUGUCUAGCAUGCCUGUUGAAUUUAGAGAGAAUGGUUCGAUUCUUUAUGCAUCUCUGACAGAUGGACAGGGUGGGUUGAAAACCCUUCUUCAGUAUAUCAAGGAUAAAGAUGCAGACAAGGUUUCAGUUGGCCUGGCAACUACGCUGGAUACUGUUGCACAGUUGGAGUUGCUACAGGCUCCAGGAUUAUCAUUUUUGUUGCCUGAGCAAUACAAAAACUACCCAAGGCUUACAGGGAGAGCAGUAGUUGAAUUUGCUAUCGAGAAAGGAGAUGGCUCAACGUUUUCUCCAGAAGCUGGUGGCCAACCCAGAACCACUGCUAUACUUCAGGUUGUCGUAGAUGGGUAUUCAGCGCCUCUUACUGCAGGGAAUUUCGCAAAACUGGUGGUUGAAGGGGUGUAUGAUGGCAUGAAACUAAAUUGCACGGACCAAGCCAUUCUCUCAGACAGCAAGCUAGGAAAGGACAAGGGAUAUGUAGUCCCCCUCGAAAUAAUGCCAUCAGGGCAAUUUGAGCCACUCUACAAAACGACUCUAAGUGUCCAGGACGGGGAGCUGCCUGUGCUUCCGCUAUCAGUUUAUGGAGCAGUGGUCAUGGCUCAUAAUCCGGACUCUGAGGAGUAUUCUUCACCAAACCAGUUUUUCUUCUAUCUCUAUGACAAGAGAAAUGCUGGUCUUGGAGGGCUAUCCUUCGACGAAGGCCAAUUUUCUGUCUUUGGUUACACGACAACAGGGCGAGAAACAUUAUCUGAGAUCAAGACGGGGGAUGUGAUCCGAUCUGCAAAGUUGAUAGAAGGCCAGGAUCGCCUCCUUCUGCCUAAACAAGGUUAAAAAUGCCGCUUUCUUCCUUUUCCAAAUGAAGAUAGAAACUCACCCACAUGCUUUCUGGCUUUGUCUGUUUAAGUAGUUCAAAGUCCGCAGGAGGCGUGAUUUUGGUUUUAUCUUUCAAGAUGUCAUUGCUGUUGAUUUGUGUCUUUGCAAACAAGAUUCUUGACAACAAAAAUGCAUGUGUAUUUGCCUUCCAAACAUAGCAUUUCAUUAUGCACAUCGACUUGGAAUAUGUUUUUAUCUUCCUAAAUUUUAUAAAUAUAUUCGUUGCCUCUUA